Molecule: messenger RNA, 921 nt
Organism: Yamadazyma jaroonii
Lineage: Eukaryota; Fungi; Ascomycota; Pichiomycetes; Serinales; Debaryomycetaceae
Source: the annotation of a GenBank genome assembly
AUGAUUAAACAAAUUUCAAUUGCUACCUUACUUUCUUUAGCUUCAACUAUUUCAGCCCAUAAUGUAGUUGAUUGUGUUGCUAAUGACAAAGUUGUCAAAAGUACUGAUGUUGAGAAUGGUGUCUGUUACUUUGAAUUACCAGACGAAUAUCAAGCCAAAUAUAGCUUCACUUCCGAUGAUGACUAUGACGUUAAAUUCUACUAUGCCACUGUGGGGGAUAGAAUCUUCUUUAGUGAUAUUAAGAAAUCUGGUACUACCAUUCCAGUCCCAGCCAGAUAUUUAGCUCAUACUGACGACGAAUUAGUGGUCUACUCAGUUGAAAGAAACGCUCAAAGCGAUGACAGUCGUCGUACUACUGAUUAUGAUAGUGAUGAUGAUGUUGAAGAUUAUUUCACUGACAAUGAUGACGAUGAAGAUACCGACGAUGACGAUGACGAUGACGAUGAUGACGAUGAUGACGAUGAUGACGCUGACGGUGAUGACACUGAUAAUGACCAUGAUACCGAAGGUGACCAUGAUCACAGCAAAAGAGAUUUAGGUGAUGUUUUGGAUAGACUUAAAGAGCAACAGGGUGAAGAAAUCAAUUCCGGAUACUUCAAAGUUCAAUCCGCCAGUGGAUCAUCAACUGUUGCUUCUACAGCUACUACCACCGGCUCAAGUAGUGGAUCUAGUAGUACUUCAAGCACUUCUGGAAGUAGCUCUAGAUCAUCUAGUGGAUCAUCAACUGUCACAUCAACAGGGUCAUCAACUGGAUCAUCUACCAGAUCAUCAGAUUCAACCACCUUAUCUUCAACUGCCACUUCACAAUCAACUAGUUCUUCUUCAGACAGCUCAAGUUCUACUUCAGAAGAAAAUGCCGGUCACAAAUUAGAAGGUUCAUUGAUGGCAGCUGCCUUCAUUGGAUUAUCUGCUCUUCUUUGA